This is a messenger RNA of Eimeria mitis, 375 nucleotides long. Its product is annotated as MGC80941 protein, related. The transcript is spliced from 3 exons. The record is from RefSeq and is a predicted model, not a curated record. Gene Ontology annotation, biological process: regulatory ncRNA-mediated post-transcriptional gene silencing. Gene Ontology annotation, cellular component: cytosol; P granule. NCBI's taxonomy places the organism in Eukaryota, Apicomplexa, Conoidasida, Eucoccidiorida, Eimeriidae. The coding region runs from base 1 to 375 and encodes 124 amino acids.
AUGGAGCAGUCCUUGGGGACGUCGAAGUACAGUCUUGUGGAGAUCGACCCAAUCUUGGCGAUACUGCGAUCGGUGCUGCAGUGCGGGACAAUCCGUCCGAGCGAAAUCGGCAUCUUAACUCCGUACGAUGCACAGAAGGCACGAAUUCGCUUCGCCUUGAACGACUCUUUCGAUAAGGCGCUGUGCUACCAGAUUGACGUUGACUCGGUUGAUGGGUUCCAGGGCAAAGAAAAGGACCUUAUCAUCUUUAGUGCAGUUCGGUCCAACCCAAGAGGGGAAAUCGGCUUCUUAAAAGAUGCGCGCCGGCUGAAUGUUAUGCUAACGCGUGCUAGAAGGGGCCUCCUGGUUGUUGGAGACCAGUUGUCUCUGUGGUAA